GUGCAUUUGUGGAAAUCUGUCUUUGUAAAGUUCUUCUUUUAUUUUUAUGACAGGGAAACACAGAAAGAGCGGCAGAGACGUGGCCAUCAAGGUGAUUGACAAGAUGAGAUUUCCUACCAAGCAGGAGAGUCAGCUAAGAAACGAAGUGGCCAUACUACAGAAUCUGCACCACCCUGGGAUCGUCAACCUGGAGUGCAUGUUCGAGACUCCAGAACGGGUCUUUGUUGUGAUGGAGAAGCUUCACGGCGACAUGUUGGAGAUGAUCCUCUCCAGCGAGAAGAGCAAACUGCCUGAGCGGAUCACAAAGUUCCUGGUCACACAGGUGGGUAUCGGCUCUGGUCCGCUUCCUUCUCCUCUGUCCUUCAGGACAAUCCGACUCUUCCCAGGUUGGGCCAUAACCUUCAUGUUACCACGGUAACAUUAAUGAGCGCUACGGUGCGAUUUAUCUGUCGGAUUCACGACUGAAUCGUGACAUCAUUGCCUUUUCAAACUUGGUACUUUAAAGUACACGCUUCUCCACUUCCUUCUUGUGUUUUUUCCCCUCUUGUAUCGUACCUUCAUUUUCCAACAAACUGUAAUUUUCGAUAUCCUCCUUCCUGUUUUCGGGGGUGUGUGUUGGGCCAUUGUGAGUGAAGCUGAGUUUCGCUCCAGAGCCUGUUUAUUCUUGUGGUGAGCAGCUUU
Cynoglossus semilaevis (tongue sole) is the source of this 681-nucleotide messenger RNA. Its product is annotated as serine/threonine-protein kinase D3-like. The record is from RefSeq and is a predicted model, not a curated record. The coding region runs from base 47 to 418 and encodes 123 amino acids. The transcript has 2 exons. Gene Ontology annotation, molecular function: ATP binding; protein serine/threonine kinase activity. NCBI's taxonomy places the organism in Eukaryota, Metazoa, Chordata, Actinopteri, Pleuronectiformes, Cynoglossidae. Gene Ontology annotation, cellular component: cytosol. Gene Ontology annotation, biological process: intracellular signal transduction; protein phosphorylation; phospholipase C-activating G protein-coupled receptor signaling pathway.